Molecule: messenger RNA, 898 nt
Organism: Eremomyces bilateralis CBS 781.70
Lineage: Eukaryota; Fungi; Ascomycota; Dothideomycetes; Eremomycetales; Eremomycetaceae
Exons: 3
Coding region: 222-713 (163 amino acids)
Source: RefSeq, a predicted model, not a curated record
AAAUUAUAGGCCUUACCGAAGGCGACAGUGGCGAAGACGAUUGCUCAGCGCGCCGGCCGGCUACAGGUAGCCCAAUCCGGGGCCAUGGUUUAUUGGCGGCAGCUCCCGCUUCUGCGCAGAACAGUGAUCAAGCGGCUCGAGGGGCCAGCGGUCAUACUGAAGGCGUCGAGACCAGCAGCAGCGAUGGAGAUGACUCCCCCACCCCCCAAGAACUCUUUAGGAUGUCUCGAGGGGCGAUUGCUGCAGACCGUCCCGAUCGCAUUCGACGGGCAGCAAGCCCAGCGCAUCAGGAACACAAAGGAAACGGAAGCCUAGAUGGCGAUCGCGCUCCUAGACACGAAAAUAUUAGAGAUGGUAGUGGGCUGGGCGCUACUGGCGGUCCUUGGCCGGGACUGAUCGUGCCAGACAUAGAAGACGGGGCAGAGCAAUCCGGCGAUGACUUCUGCGCACGCAGCCCCACGACAGAGUUAAGUGACAGCCUCUGCGCUGCGUACAUGCCACGUCGUGAUGAUGACGACGGGCUAGCCAGCAUAACUCGGUCUGCGCCUGAACCGCUCUCUGUCGCUGACGUUCCCGGAUCUUUGGGGAAAGGAAAGCUACCGAUCGUUUCCAGCGACGAUGACAAUGACAUCGUCUCGGCUUCUAAAAGCAACCUUACAGGUAAGCGCGAACAGUGGCCGUCGAAAAGCAGCUACUGGCCGGGUUCAUUGUGAUGGGAGAGAGGUCCGUGUUGGAGACUAUAUUGUCGUCACAUGCGAAGGCGAGGAGGACGGCGAUCAGCCUCCGAUAGCUAGGGUAGAGAAGGUCCUCGCCCACGGUCGGCUCCAGGUACUAUGGACCUACCAUCCCUCGAGCUGUCAUUCGGCCUUGUUGUACCAUCGGUCUUUGACAUUACGUA